GGGAUCUUAUCUCCAUUGGCAAUUGGGCCGAAUCCCGACGAAUGCGGACGGUUACUUAUGACACAAGUUAGGCCUGCGAAGAUGCAAGAUUCACUGCGAUCUCAGCGAGCAUAAGCCUUGCCUUCGCGCCUCUGCCUGACCCUACUCCGCGCCGGAAUCGCCGCUGCGAAAUCCGUAUAAAAGGCGCCCAGCGCGAACGUCGUCGGACUCGAACCUCCGCCCCCUGACGCUGCUCAUGACCGUCGCCCCAGACUCGUACACGGACGAGUCCCGCCCGCUCCUCGACCAGCGUCCGCCCUCCUACCACUCCGCCUCCGAUGUGGACAGCGAGGCGACAUUAGAUGGCGACGACGCGUCCUCUCCACCUCUCAUCAACGCAAAGUCCAAGAGUGAAAUAGUUUGGAUCCUCGCCGGCUUAUGGUCCGCCGUCUUCUUGGGAGCCCUUGACGGAACCAUUGUAGCAACACUCCUGACGCCUAUAGGCAGUCAGUUCAACAGGUCCAACCAGUCCUCAUACAUUGGCACCUCAUAUCUCCUCUCCGUCUGCUGCUUCACGCCACUCUAUGGGCGCUUGUCUGAUAUCCUUGGGCGCAAGGGCGCAAUGCUGCUCGCGCUUACGCUUUUUGGCGUCGGAACGGCGUGCUGUGGCAUCGCACCAUCCAUGAACACGCUGCUAGCCGCACGAGCAGUAGCGGGCAUGGGGGGCGGCGGGGUCAUGACCGUUUCAAGUGUCACGGUGACGGACCUUAUACCAUUGAAGCAGCGCGGGCUUUAUCAGGGCAUGGCAAACAUACUUUUUGGUAUGGGCGCCGGUUUAGGCGGACCGCUCGGUGGGUGGAUCAACGACAAUCUGGGAUGGCGCGCCGCCUUUCUCCUGCAGAUCCCAAUCCUCAUCUUCAGCUUCGUAUUGGUCGCCUGGAAGGUCAACAUCGUGCUGCCCUCCGAGGUCCAGAGCCUGCCGCUCAAGGAAAAACUACUGCGAAUCGAUUUCGGCGGCUCAAUAACGUUGGUUAUCAUGGUUGGCAGUCUUCUACUAGGCUUCAGCCUGAAGACGACGGAAGAGAUGCCGUGGUCCUCGCCCCUCAUCGUCGGCCUCUUUGUGACGAGCGCUGUAUUCGCAGUAGCCUUCCUCGCGGUAGAAAAAUACUGGGCGCAUUCUCCGGUCAUGCCGCUUCGCCUGCUAAAGCAGCGUACGGCGCUCGCAGUCUCCUUGAACAACCUUGUGUCUAGCAUGGCCGCAUUUUCUAUGCUGUACAACGUGCCUCUGUACUUUUCUGCCGUGCGCCUGCAGUCCGCGGCCAGCGCAGGCCUUCAUCUCCUACCGCAUUCAGUGGCACUCAGUACGGGGAGCGUGUUUGCCGGCUGGGUCAUGAGGAAGACCGGAAAGCUGUACACCUUGACCUUGGUGUCCUCCCUGCUCACCGUCCUCGCGAACGUCCUUGUCGUCUUAUGGACGGACAAGACGUCGGCAUUCCACCUGUGGUUCGACAUCGUACCGCAGGGCUUUGGCAUGGCUAGCUCGAUUACGAGCACGCUGAUUGCCAUGAUUGCCGGCGUUUACAAGGAGGAUAUGGCUGUAGCGACUGGAAUUACCUACCUCUUCAGAACGACCGGCCAGGUCCUCGGCGUUAGCUUAAGCGGUGCCAUCCUGCAAGCCGUCCUCUUAUCCCAAUUGCGGCACCGUAUAACAGGGCCCAACGCGGCCGAGAUAAUUUACGAAAUCAGACACUCGAUAGCUACCAUCCGGGACCUCGAUCCUCUGACGAAGGAGGCCGCUGUGAGGUCGUACGGCGACGCCUUACGCGUCGUCUUCGUCUUCCAGCUGGUGAUGUGCAUCAUCGCUUUCUUGAGCUGCGUCCCGAUCCAGGAGAACGCCCUACCCGGAACGCACGAGGAGCAGGAACAACACUAUCGGAAUCAAAGGGAGCAGGAGGAGAGGGACGGCCAUGACGCUUAACGCGUGCAGAGUAACUCACUUAUUGAAUGUCCCCCCAUGUGUAUAUUACUACCGUUCGCACCCACCAGCACAUCGCAGCAAUACAUACUAUACCAUGGACCUCCGUAGACGAGGACACACUGUGUCAAUAGAAUCAGACUUAACCUUACCAGUGUCCUCCUAAGCGC
Molecule: messenger RNA, 2124 nt
Organism: Schizophyllum commune H4-8
Lineage: Eukaryota; Fungi; Basidiomycota; Agaricomycetes; Agaricales; Schizophyllaceae
Product: MFS general substrate transporter
Exons: 20
Coding region: 236-1957 (573 amino acids)
Biological process (GO): transmembrane transport; basic amino acid transport
Cellular component (GO): fungal-type vacuole membrane
Molecular function (GO): basic amino acid transmembrane transporter activity
Source: RefSeq, a predicted model, not a curated record